This is a messenger RNA of Knipowitschia caucasica, 621 nucleotides long. The record is from the annotation of a GenBank genome assembly. Lineage: Eukaryota; Metazoa; Chordata; Actinopteri; Gobiiformes; Gobiidae.
AUGCCUCAGUUCUUUCUCUGUCGCUCGGCCUGGCUCCGGAGAGGAAUGCAGCUGGACUGGACUCCGAGCGCGUCAAAGCCACGAAACGGGGGCUCGCGUCCGGGAGCGGAGUUUCAAACCCCCUCCUCGCGCCCUCCUUCCGGAUCACGUGACCUGUCACAGCCCCGACCCGUAACCGUGUUACGUUCUGGGGGCCGGGGGGAUGUGGAGGUCCCGAGGCCGGGGCGAGAGGCUGCAGAGGCGGGUUCAGAACAGAGAGAGGCCCCGGCGUCAGACCAGCGUCAACGCGAGCAGUGGAGGAAUGGAGUUGGAUGUGUUUCUGAAGGCGACAGGGCCGGUCCCACAGGCUGCAAGGCCCAGGCCGAUGUAGAGGAGGACACUAGUGUAGAGGAGGACACUAGUGUAGUGGAGGACACUAAGUGUAGUGAGGACACUAGUGUAGAGGAGGACACUAGUGUAGUGGAGGACACUAGUGUAGAGGAGGACACUAGUGUAGAGGAGGACACUAGUGUAGAGGAGGACACUAGUGUAGAGGAGGACACUAGUGUAGAGGAGGACACUAGUGUAGAGGAGGACACUAGUGUAGUGGAGGACACUAGUGUAGUGAGGACACUAGUGUAG